Messenger RNA from Balaenoptera musculus (blue whale), 2359 nucleotides. RefSeq names its product estrogen receptor binding site associated antigen 9 (gene EBAG9). Gene Ontology annotation, cellular component: secretory granule. The transcript is spliced from 8 exons. NCBI's taxonomy places the organism in Eukaryota, Metazoa, Chordata, Mammalia, Artiodactyla, Balaenopteridae. The record is from RefSeq and is a predicted model, not a curated record. Bases 411 to 1052 code for a protein of 213 amino acids.
GAACCGCGACCCGGAGCGGGCCCCGGGCGUGCAGCCCUCACCAUGCGGGCUCACGCGUGGGAGACCGUGCUGCGGGGCUCCAACCGGAAUUCCCGAGUCCCCAGAUCCGCCCCCCACAGGAAAAUUUGCCCGUUCUUCCUGCCCUUCCUCUACAGGCCUUGCUCCUUCCCAAGCAGAUUUUUCUAAAAUCCAAAUCCCAGUUCACUCGGCACCCACUUGGAGCAAUUGAGAGCGUUUUCACCAAACGCCGUACAUAUGGCGUCGGAUUGUGCAACCUGAAAACGCUCCUGUUGUUUUUCGCAUCUGUACAGUGGGUGAAUCUUUUUCACUUGACACAGCCAAGCUGUCAUUCCUGUUGAUUUCCUAGAGAUGUCAUUUGUCCAAAAGCGCUGAGGGUUUUGAUUCCCACCAUGGCUAUCACACAGUUUCGGUUAUUUAAAGUUUGUACCUGCCUAGCAACAGUAUUCUCAUUCCUAAAGAGAUUAAUAUGCAGAUCUGGCAGAGGACGGAAAUUAAGUGGAGACCAAAUAACUUUGCCAACUACAGUUGAUUAUUCAUCAGUUCCUAAGCAGACAGAUGUUGAAGAGUGGACUUCCUGGGAUGAAGAUGCACCCACAAGUGUAAAGAUUGAAGGAGGGAAUGGGAAUGUGGCAACACAGCAAAAUGCUUUAGAACAACUGGAACCUGACUAUUUUAAGGACAUGACACCAACUAUAAGGAAAACCCAGAAAAUCAUUAUUAAGAAGAGAGAACCAUUAAAUUUUGGCAUCCCAGAUGGUAGCACAGGUUUCUCUAGUAGACUAGCAGCUACACAAGAUAUGCCUUUUAUUCAUCAAUCUCCUGAAUUAGGUGACUUGGAUACCUGGCAGGAAAAUACCAAUGCAUGGGAAGAAGAAGAAGAUGCGGCCUGGCAAGCUGAAGAAGUUCUGAGGCAGCAGAAGAUAGCAGACAGAGAAAAGAGAGCAGCAGAACAACAAAGGAAGAAAAUGGAAAAGGAAGCACAGCGGCUAAUGAAGAAGGAACAAAACAAAAUUGGUGUGAAACUUUCAUAACAAAAUGUCCUUCAGAUGCAUAGUGCCAGUGGGAGAAAUGUGAGCUCCACAACCCAAGCAACAUUUGUAUGGAGCUAAGAGUAUUUUCAGAAUGCAAAUACAGUGCUUGAUUUUAAUGCAUUCAUCAGGCCAUACAGGACACCAGGAUUCUCUCAAAGUCCCUUGAACUCUUGGUGAUUGAGACUCAAAGGACAAAAAAGACUUGUGAGACAAUAUUUUCUUCAACAUGUUCCAACUGUAAGACAAUUGUUUGCUGUAGGGAAAUUAUUACAAAUGGAAUAUAUCAGUACCUCUUCAAGCUAGUGUUUCUAGCUAAUUAAAUGGGUGUAAAUUUUAUGGUGGGAAAGAACUCUGCUGUCUAUAAUGCUUUCCUUCAAUGUGCAUAAUGAUAAAAUAAAUAAUUUUAAAUAUUCUUUUGUUUCCAUGAUUACCUGACCUAAAUCAGACAAACUUGCAGAGCUUUAACUUCUUAUUUUUGUUGUCAGAAGCUGGUAUUGGCACACAUUUCCUUUAACUUGAACUGGUAUUCAUUAGGGAUCUGGUAAUUUCGGUUUUCAAGAAAAUGACAUUAAAUGCAAUAAUUUUAUUUAUUACAAACAUUUUGUACAUCAUUGUUUUCUUUUAGAUGGUGUUGUAAUGUUAUACAUAUUUGUCAUUUAUAUUACAUGUAUAAACAUUGAAAAUCAGCUAAAAUGGCAAAUUUGUUUUACGUUAUUAUAACUUGUGAGUUUUAAAAGCUAGUAUUAGUAGUUUUUCCCUGUCGUUGUAGAUUUUAAGAUGUUAUGGUAUCUUUAAGUACCUUAGCUCCUCCCCACCAAAAGGCAUUAAUUUACAAAUGCAUAUAGCCUUCAGUUUUACUAUUUCAAAGCUUUUAGAUAAUUUCUGUAUCAGUUUUAUAUAUCUGACAUAAUGCAGGUUACCUAUGUUGUUGACUAAGGUAACAUUAACAUUAUUGAUUUAUUAAACCAAGAUAGGAAUAAUAAUACUUCUAUUUUCAGAUGUUGACUAGCUUCAAAAUAGUUUUCAGGAAAUAGAUAUAGACUGUGUUCAUAGGGAAAAAUGUAGAUUUGAUAGUUUAAAAUCUCAUUAAUUUUGUCUCCACAAUUAAAAUAUAUCCAGCCUGACCUUCUAUGGCUUUAGAAUUUAAUAUUUUUACUUUCUUAAAAGCUGUUGCCCAAAUGAACAUUUUGUGGAUUUUGAAAAUGUCACAAAUACUCUACAGGCCAAACAUUGCUAAUUUAUUUGAAUUAAAGUGAUAUUUCAUGGUAAAAUCAGAAACUAUACAGUGAGCUAAGUUCUUACCCUAA